GGAAGUGCCGGAGACUAAGUCUGCACCAGACCGAAGGGAGCAUCCUGCACUGCGUCUUUGCCUCCACCUCCUCGUUCUCUCAACACAGUUCGCUCUAGUCAACCGAGACCUUAUCUGUUGCUGGCCGAACGGAUUCUUACCAGCCUUCAGUGCUUGCGAACCUUGAGAAACAGGUCAUUUGGAUCAACAUGGAAGAAUCAACUCAAUUGAACGAAUUACGAGACCUGCUGAGAAGAGCGGAGAGGACGCCGGUGAAAACCGCUGCUGUAAGGAAGGAUGCGUUCAAAAAGCUGAUUGACCUGGCGCAUUCACCAUAUUCGUCUUGCAAGUUGACGGUCGCCGAAAAAAUAACACUUUUCAUCAAGGACUUUCCAGACCUUGAAGAUGAUGCAAUUAAUGCCGUGUAUGACCUAUGCGAAGACCAGGAUCCCACCGUUCGAAUAAGAGGAUACCGUACCAUUAGUGCGGUUUCCAAAGUUCAACAGAAGUGGAUCAAACGCAAUGCAGAUGUCUUGGUUCAACUACUGCAAAGUGAUGAUGCCAACGAAGUUGAUGUGGUGAAACGAGCACUAACCGAACAUCUGGAUUUGGAUCCUGCAACAACACUGGGAGUACUAUGUGACCAGAUCAUCCCGGUUGGUGACCCACUCGACGAGGAAGAACAAGCUAUUCGCGAUCGACUUCGUUCUUUAGUGCUUGCUUAUCUUUCGGAUGACGCAAAGCGAGGUAUCAUCGAAAGACAUGCCAGUAAUCGACAAAGUCCCGCUGAAGAUGUCCUUGUCUCGGGCUUGCUGAAAGCGAUCCCCAAACUUUCUUCAACGGAUAUCGACAUUAUCGUGAGAGAUAUCUUGCUGUCACUCCCAACAUUCAGUCGGCAUUCUUCACGCGGUCAAGAACUACUGGACAUUAUCGUUCGCCGAGCUCAAGUGAUGUUAAAAGAUGAUUUUGUUGCCGGCUCCCUUGCGCAUACAUGGUACUAUCUUGAGCUUGCUACUUUUCUCUCACUUGAGAAACAAGUUGCACACCCGGCAUACUUUCUUCGCUUCCUGCAACUUUAUGUCACCCCUCACAUCUCUGGGAACAGGAUGACUCCAGAGGAUAAAAUAUUUAUCUUCAAACUCUACGCGAAUCUGGUCACAGUGGCGUUUGAGAAGAAUGCAGAGCCCGGUGCUGAUCUACCUUCCAAUGCUGAGAUAGAUGUACUCCGUACGAAUGCCGUCGAAGGAUGCCCUGCAUUGCUGCCGGUUUUCAUUGGUUGGAAGCAAAAGCAGUGGGGAUUAUGCAAGGUUCUUCUAAAGAACUGUUUAUGGUGCAAGAAUGACAAAUCUUGGACGGCGCCACCUAACAUGGUCAAGUUGUUGAAGGAAGUCGAGCAAGAAGCCGCAAAUGCGCUGAAACAAGGAGAAACGGACAGAGUGUCCAUGGAAGAAAUUCAGAAACUCAUUAGGUCUAUUCUUCCGCCCGUCGAGACGUACAGGCCAGCACAACCUCGUCUGGCAGCAUCAACAUCAACGACAACGAUUGAUACUAAAAUCUCGAAAGGUACGGGCAAUGUAGGCAAGACUAAUGGAUCGCCGGUAAUCAUCAAGCGCAAUCGCGACAUACCAGCAUCGCUACCUCCUCGACCGCCACCCAGCAUACAGUCAACACAGCUCAACAUAUCUCCUCGACGUGGAGACCGACAAGCGAAGCAAGAUCAAGGUACCCCAACACGCACACGGAGUCAACCUGCUUUAAGUGCAAGUUUGGGAAGACCGGGUACACCAUCACAACGAUCGGCAUCUCCGCUUAGAAGAGGCAAGCAAAAUGGCGAAGGUGGAAGUAGACUUUCUCUCCUUAGCAGGAUAGAUUCAUCGGGCGCAGGCCCAGGUAGACCACCGCCUCCUGCGAUACCCGCCAAGAGACGUGCAGAAACGGAAGGGUCUUUGACGUUCAAGAGACCGACUCCGCCUCGGGGUCAGCGUGAUAUACCGUCAUCAGGCGAGUGGAGUAUUAAGGGAGCCGCGUCGAAACAGUCCGAUCGCUCUCCCCGCGGUAGGAAUGGAUCUUUCUCAUCAUCGAAAUCAUCUUCGUUGUUGGAGAGAUUGAACGGCGAUGGGGAUUAUGCAGAGGCCGGUGAGCGGAGAGGGAAGAAAAGGACCAAAAAUCUUUAGUGUGUUACGCAUCAAGUUUUCUGUCGUUUUCUAUGCGCUCGCUGUCAUACCCCUCAGUCAUAUGCUUUGAAAUAUGCAUAUGUUUAUUCGGAAGACGCUUUGGCCCCAGGAUCCAACAUGGUCUAGACAAAGUUUAAAAAUGACUACAUGUCGACUCGAAUCAGAACAGAAUAGAUAUUGUGUUGUCAUCGACCAUGUAUCGAGUAUUAAACGUCAUCGUCUAAGGCUUCCCUGUCCAAACUUUAGAGAGAAAUUCCUCCACAUUGGUGAAAC
This is a messenger RNA of Somion occarium, 2426 nucleotides long. Lineage: Eukaryota; Fungi; Basidiomycota; Agaricomycetes; Polyporales; Cerrenaceae. The record is from the annotation of a GenBank genome assembly.